AUGACUACUUUGGAUGAUAAACUGAUUGGUGAGAAGCUCCAGUACUAUUACAGCAGUAGUGAGGGUGAGGAUGAAGACAGUGAGAAAGAAGAUAAGGAAGGAGAGAGCAGCAUUCCUGACAGCGUUGGGGAGGUGGAGCUUAGCAGCGAUGGCAGUGCCGUCAACACAGGUCCCAAAGGAGUCAUUAAUGACUGGCGAAGAUUUAAACAACUGGAAACUGAACAGCGGCAGGAGCAGCGCAGAGAAAUGGAACGACUGAUAAAGAAGUUAUCUAUGACAUGCAGAUCUCACUUAGAUGACGAGUCUGAGAAGCAGAAGCAGAAAGAGCUCCAGGAGAAGAUCAAUGGAAAGAUGACAUUACAAGAAUAUGACAUGAUUCACAAUGAUGAAGACGAUGAGGAAUUCUUGCAGCGAUACAGGAAGCAGCGAAUGGAGGAGAUGAGGCAGCAGCUGUACAGCGGGCAGCAAUUUAAACAGGUUUUUGAGAUUAGCAGCGGAGAAGCGUUUUUGGACACGGUUGAUAAAGAGCAUAAGAGCACACUGAUCAUGAUCCAUAUUUAUGAAGACGAUAUCCCUGGCACUGAAUCCCUGAACGGCUGUAUGAUCUGCCUGGCCGCCGAGUAUCCAACGGUGAAAUUUUGCAGAGUAAAGAGUUCGCUCAUCGGUGCCAGCGCUCGCUUCACUAACAAUGCUCUGCCAGCUCUGCUGGUCUAUAAGGCAGGUGAGCUCAUCGGCAAUUUUGUGCGAAUCACUGACCAGCUUGGAGAAGAUUUUUUUGCUGUAGACCUGGAGGCUUUUCUGCAGGAGUGUGGUUUGCUGCCAGAAAAAGACCUCGUGCUUCUGACUUCCAUACGUAAUCCGUCUGCGUGUUUCAGUGAAGACAGUGAUCUGGAAAUAGACUGAAGCACUCGUACGAAGGGCCAGUAGGUGUAGAUGUACUGCGGGGUGUCCUUGUGCUAGGGAUUGUUCUCUUUCUUCCAUAGCGUGUGUACGUAUUCUUCCCCUUCAUGCACUUUUGACUUUUGCUCCCUAAACAAUUGUUAAAAAUAGGGAAUUCCUAACA
Messenger RNA from Apaloderma vittatum (bar-tailed trogon), 1063 nucleotides. It is a transcript of the gene PDCL, whose product is annotated as phosducin-like. NCBI's taxonomy places the organism in Eukaryota, Metazoa, Chordata, Aves, Trogoniformes, Trogonidae. The record is from RefSeq and is a predicted model, not a curated record. The transcript has 3 exons. Gene Ontology annotation, biological process: regulation of G protein-coupled receptor signaling pathway. Bases 1 to 903 code for a protein of 300 amino acids.